This is a messenger RNA of Saimiri boliviensis boliviensis (Bolivian squirrel monkey), 1075 nucleotides long. RefSeq names its product aurora kinase A interacting protein 1 (gene AURKAIP1). The record is from RefSeq and is a predicted model, not a curated record. Gene Ontology annotation, cellular component: mitochondrion. Lineage: Eukaryota; Metazoa; Chordata; Mammalia; Primates; Cebidae.
GUAAGGGACCGGGCGGAGCUGAGGAGCCGUGCGAGGGGUCGGCCCGUGACUCCCUCAAGCGGAAACCGUCGCCUUUCGGGCCGGGCGGGGCCUGCGACGACGCAGAAUCCGGGGCCGCGGGGACGCCAGGGUGCGCUGCGCGUAGGAACCGCCGGGCGGCCGCCGCCGAUCCGAGCCGGCUCGGGGACGGACCGGAAGUGCCCGAGGGCGGCCGCGCGGAGGGAAGGGUCAGCGGGGACGCCGCGCUCCGCGGGGGAGCUUCGGCGCGUCCGAGCUGCGUGUGCGCAGAGCCCUCCCUGCGGGUUCCGGCGGCGGAGGGAGAACCCGGCCCGCCGCCCCGGCCGCGGCCCGCCCGGGACCGCUCGGAGGCGCCGCCGCCCGGGCUCAGCAGGGACCCGCGUUCCGGCUCCGCCGCGCGGACCAUGCUGCUGGGGCGCCUGGCUUCCCCGCUGUUGAGGGCCGUUCCGUGGGCAGGCUGCCGCCGGCUCGCGCCCGGCUCCGGGGUGCUGGGCGGCCGGGCCUGCGGGCGCCUCUACGGCACGCAGCCCGCCGGCCCGGGCGGGGCGGCCUCGCUCCCUCGCAGGGGGGCCCCGCUGGCGCUGGAGGAGGUGCUGGUCCCCAGGAAGAUGUCCAUCAGCCCCCUGGAGAGCUGGCUUACGGCCCGCUGCCUCCUGCCCGGACUGGAGGCCGCACCCCGGCCCCACGAGUGUCCGCCCUGCCACGCAGGGGAAGGGGCCGAGCGGGGGGACGAGGGGGUCGGGGAAGCGCCCCCGAUGCAUUGCAAAAACGUGCUGAAGAUCCGCCGGCGGAAGAUGAACCACCAUAAGUACCGGAAGCUGGUGAAGAGGACGCGGUUCCUGCGGCGGAGGAUCCGGGAAGGACGCCUGAAACGGAAGCAGCUCAAGUUCGAGAGAGACCUGAGGCGCAUCUGGCUGAAGGCGGGGCUGAAGGAAGCCCCUGAAGGCUGGCAGACGCCCAAGAUCUACCAGCGGGGCAGAUGAGUCUGGCACCGCCCCCCACCCCCCGCGCCUCUGCUCUCAUCCGCAGUAAUAAAUGCUCGGACCACUCAGCCGUC